This is a messenger RNA of Drosophila serrata, 774 nucleotides long. RefSeq names its product HIG1 domain family member 1C. Lineage: Eukaryota; Metazoa; Arthropoda; Insecta; Diptera; Drosophilidae. Gene Ontology annotation, cellular component: mitochondrion. The record is from RefSeq and is a predicted model, not a curated record. Gene Ontology annotation, biological process: mitochondrial respirasome assembly.
CGAUAUAUAUGUAUCGGUAAUCGGUAUAUUGAAAAGCUGCAAAACUAAAAAGCCCGUGAAACAUUUUCCACCUGCGUUUAAAAUGAGCUCCAAAUCCUUAUUCGAGAGCGACGACGAUGCCGCCCAGGACAACAAAUUGGCCAGGAAGGCCAAGGACAGCCCGUUCAUGCUAGUGGGCAUUGCUGGAUUCGUGGCCGCCGGACUAAUUGGAGCCUACAAGUACAAGAACCGCGGAACGAUGAGCACCAGCGUAUUCCUGAUGCAGCUGCGUGUGGCCGCCCAAGGAACUGUCGUAGGCUGCUUGACCGUUGGAUUGGCCUACAGUAUGGCCAAGGAGUACCUCUUUGACAAGGCGCCCAAGGAGAAUACCAAGUCAUUGACUAACUAAACUCAUGAUUGUAAGACAUCCCUCUUCGAAAGUCCCCUCAAGAAAGAUACACUGGGAUAAAAUCGGCUGGCCCACUUUAAUGUAAGCAAAAUGUAUCUCUAUUUAUGUAUUUCACCAAAGAAAUAUCAAAAAGUUCGCACCGAUCGAGAGAGGGUGAAGACCACCGGAAGAGGGCUGGACUCUAAACAAGUAUUUCAAAGUGUCCAAGCCAUGAGAACUAGAUAAUGUUUUGUAUACCUGCGUAAGAUUGUGAUAAUGUUUGUUUUAAUUGUACAAGUUGGACAUCCAAGCUAAAGCUGUCGAGGACAGACGACAAGAUGAAUGAAUACCUCUCACAACAUAUAAUAUAAUUAAAUAAAAAUUAGUAGGCUAAAACGAAAGAUGAA